AUGGAAAGUUACCUUCCCUUGGAUCUGAUCAUUUUUGAAAAACAUCCUAGAGAAAAUCAGCUCUUUAACAUGAUUCUGAAUCUAUUCUUCAUCAUCAUUGAAACACCGCCCUCCUAUCAACUUUACAACUUGGCUGGAAUCAGUGAUAAAACACCAGUAACAGCAGUAGAUCUAGGUUGCAGGGAUGCUCAAAUAGAGAAUGGAGAACAGAAUCAAGGCAGGUGUGUACAAUUAUUUACAAUGAAUCAAUUUGCUGUAAUAUUAUUGGUUAUUAUUAUAGAUAAGACGCAAAAAGAAGGACUUGGUAAUGUAUUGGAACAUGGAUCAGGAAUAUGCCAGCGUCCAAAAUUAGCACAGUUUAGGCAUUCCAACAACGCUUAA
Entrophospora sp. SA101 is the source of this 381-nucleotide messenger RNA. The record is from the annotation of a GenBank genome assembly. NCBI's taxonomy places the organism in Eukaryota, Fungi, Glomeromycota, Glomeromycetes, Entrophosporales, Entrophosporaceae.